AUGGGAGAAGCCCCCCUCUCCACCCUGGCACACAAGUCCCUUGCAGACUUUCCAAGGGAGUUUGCAUGUAUAUGGGAUACUCCAACCAUCUGCUUUCUUGAAACUACCUCCCUGAAGGGCUUUGAGAGACUCAUCUGUAACCAGAAGAAGGAGAAUGAGACCAAGAUGGUGCUGUGUGAGCUGGGCAACCCCAUGAAGAGGAAUGCCCGGAUAGGAAUCACAAUGUUGGUGAGUGUGGAGAACCUGGAAGAGGCUGGGGAACGUGUGUCCUUCUGGCUACAGAUCAGAAGCAAGAACAGCCAGAAUCCGAACAGCGAGGCUGUGCUGCUGGAUGUCCCAGUCCGGGCAGAGGCCCACGUGGAGCUGCGAGGGAACUCCUUUCCAGCCUCCCUGGUGGUGGUGGCCGAAGAAGACAACAGGGAGAACAGCUCCGACAUCUGGGGCCCCAAAGUGGAGCACACCUAUGAGCUCCACAACAAUGGCCCUGGCACUGUAAGUGGCCUCCGCCUCAGCCUCUGCCUCCCUGGCCAGUCCCAGCCUUCUGACCUGCUCUACAUCCUGGACAUACAGCCCCAGGGGGGGCUUCAGUGCUCCCCCCAGCCCACUCCUAACCCCUACAAGCUGAACUGGAGGCUGCUGACCCCCAGCCCCUCCCCCACCUCCCCCGGGCAUCACAAGCGGGAGCGCAGACAGGCGUCCCUGCCAGGGUCCAACCAGCCAGCCAGGCUUCAGGAUCCAGUUCUCCUGAGCUGCGCCUCGGGGCCGCACACGGUGGUGCAGUGUGAGCUGCAGGAGAUGGUGCGAGGCGAGCGGGCCAUGGUCAGGGUGCUGGCCUUCCUGCAGCAGCCUGGCCUCCAGCAGAGGCCACUGGAUCAGUUCGUGCUGCAGUCGCAAGCUUGGUUCAACGUCUCCUCCCUUCCCUACGCUGUGCCCGCCCUCAGCCUGCCUAGUGGGGAAACUCUGGUGCAGACGCACCUGCUUCGAGCCUUGGAGGAAAGGGACAUUCCCAUCUGGUGGGUGCUGGUAGGCGCGCUCGGCGGCCUGGUGUUGCUCACGCUCCUGGUCCUGGCCAUGUGGAAGGUCGGCUUCUUCAAGCGCAACCGGCCGCCACUAGAAGAAGAUGAGGAGGAGUGAGGGGGCAGCCCGCGCCCUGUCCUAGGAGGAAGGCUGGGGUCUGUGCCUGCUCUGCCCAAUCUUCAGCGUGUGCCCCCCCCCACUCUGCUCACCCACGGGUUGGAGCUGUCCCAUGGAGGCCUCCUGGUGUUCUCCCCCUCCGGUGAGAGCUGCCCAUUCCUUUCCCUGCUGCCCAAUAAAGAGGCUGAGCCCCAACCCCCAG
Molecule: messenger RNA, 1336 nt
Organism: Leptonychotes weddellii (Weddell seal)
Lineage: Eukaryota; Metazoa; Chordata; Mammalia; Carnivora; Phocidae
Source: RefSeq, a predicted model, not a curated record